AUGGAGAGUCAAGCUGUGAGAAGAAGAGCGAAUGUUAUUGCAGCCCAUCUAGCUUCUCAUGAAGAUAUAUCAGCCACUGCCACACACGUUUUCCCCAUGCAACAGUCUGAACUCCGUCAUCCGGGGAGAUACGACAACAGGAUGUACUUUGCUCGGCAAGGCUCAGAUUCUCAAGGUUACCACAUGAGACAGGCUAUGAAUGAACAGGGCAACUACGUGCAACCCAGCAUGCCUUCGCAAUCCACGGAUUCUGGAAAGAAGGGGUCUACUUCUCUUGAUGCACCAUCGUAUGCUAGGCCUGCUCGAGUGGAACCCGGUUUUCCACCUUUCAGAAGCAUUGAUGCUUCGGAAGGUCCUGUGUGA
Salvia miltiorrhiza (redroot sage) is the source of this 363-nucleotide messenger RNA. RefSeq lists its product as uncharacterized. Lineage: Eukaryota; Viridiplantae; Streptophyta; Magnoliopsida; Lamiales; Lamiaceae. The transcript is spliced from 4 exons. The coding region runs from base 1 to 363 and encodes 120 amino acids. The record is from RefSeq and is a predicted model, not a curated record.